UAAGAAGCUUUUUCCCAAACUUAAAGCUUAUUCCCGGAGCUCGGGCAUAACAUUUGGUAUCAGAGCCCAUUGUUCCACAUCCCCAAGGACCAAAACACUUCCCUCCACUUUACCCAUUUCCUUUUCUACCACCCAUUGUCUCCAAAUCAACCAUGUCAAAUGAAUCUCAACCCAUGUCCCAUGAGGAGCUUGUUGCAUCCAACGCCGCCUUAAAAGCCCAAGUAGAGUACUUGGCCAAAGAGGUAGCUAAGCUCACCAAUAUAAAGCUCAAUGCCCUUCAAGGGAGUGAUCAUGAGGAUGAUGCGAGCACCAGCAGCACCAAUAAGGCCAGAACUAAUGACGGGUCUGACUUCAAAGUUGAUGCCCCAACUUUUGAGGGAAAGAACGACCCGGACGAGUUUCUAGAAUGGCUAGAGACGGUGGAGCGUGUUUUCGAUUUCAGAGAAGUCUCCGAUGAGAAGAAGGUCAAGAUAGUGGCCUUGAAGUUCCGUAAGUAUGCAUCUACUUGGUGGACUAACACGUGCACCAAAAGGAGAAGAAACCACAAGGAGCCGGUGGCCACAUGGGCCAAAAUGAAGUCUCUCCUAAAGAAGAAGUUCUUGCCUGCUGAAUAUGUUCGUGAGAAUUUUGCCAAGCUUCAAACGCUUAAGAAAGGUUCAAAAUCGGUUGAAGAAUACACCCGUGAGUUCGAGGAACUCUUGCUAAGGUGUGACUUGCAAGAAGAUGAUGAACAAACCUUUGUACGAUACCUGUUCGGCUUAAACCUGCAAAUAGCCAAUACGAUAGAGUUACAAAGUUAUGAGUCCUUGGAAGAGCUUACCAAAUUAGCCCUUAAGGUUAAAGCACAAAUAAAGAAAUCCAAAGCCCUUCUCUCCAAAGAUCAAUAUGGGCAACCAAGCUAUCCACCAAUACUCCACAAGAUGGCCCCUUCUACUCUCUUAAUCUUCUUAGUCUCCUUAUUUAUAUCAUUUUCUUUGUCUUGUGCUCAAAUAAACCCUCCACGACCCCAAGCCUUCAUUUUUCCCAUCAACAAAGACACCACAAGCAAUCAAUAUUACACCACCAUCCAAGUAGGUUCCAACGCCACCACUCUCAAUGUGGUAAUUGACCUCGGCGGCAAGCUCCUAUACUUCAACUCCAUAGACUAUUUCAAUUCAGCCUCAUCGUACCGUCCCAUACUAUGCAGAACCCAACAAUGCAAGAUCGCCAAUGGGGUCGGUUGCGUGUUUUGUUUCCAGUCCCCGCCAGUCCCUGGGUGCACCAAUAACACGUGCUCGGACUAUGCCCCGAACCCCUUCACGGGCACCUUGGGGUACAGUGGCCUGGGGCAAGAUGUUUUACGCGUGACCUCCACGAGUGGGGCCGAGUACAGGAUAGAUAAAUUUCCACUUCAAUUUUCGGACCCUAUUCUAAGAGAAGGUCUAGCUAGUCCUACUGCAGGAGUAGUGGGGCUAGGUUUGACCAGAAUUUCCUUACCAGCCCAACUCGUGUCAAACUACAAGAUCCCUGAGAAAUUUGCGCUUUGCAUCCCCUCCUUGGGGAAUAACGGUAAGAUGAUCAUCGGUCAAGGGGCAUACGAUGGCUCGUUUCGAGAAAUCUCGAAAUCACUUCACACCACACCAUUGAUAAAGAAUCCCGUGGCCACUUGGCCUACAGAACAAACAGGCAACGUAAGUGUUGAAUAUUUCAUCAACCUCAAGUCCAUCAAAGUUGGUGACAAAACCCUCCCUCUCAACGAAACCCUACUCUCCAUCAACGCAAAAACCGGGGCGGGAGGCACGAGUAUACGAACCGUUAGACCGUAUACUACCCUCCAUAGCUCUUUAUACAAUUCUUUGAUCAAGGAAUUCGUGAAGGCAGCUGAAUCCAAUAAGAACAUCAAAAGAGUUCCAUCUGUGGAUCCUUUUGGGGCCUGCUUCGAUUCGAAAACUGUCGAAAUGGACUCCAAAACAGGCCCCCAAGUGCCAACCAUUGACUUUGUUUUGCACAACAAGAAUGUGUAUUGGAGAUUUUACGGAUCCCAUUCCAUGGUUAAAGUUAGCGAAAAUGUUACGUGUCUUGCGUUUGUGGAUGGAGGGAUUGGUCGUGCAGGCCCGAUAACCUCAAUAGUUGUGGGUGGAUAUCAAAUGGAGAAUCAUUUGCUUGAGUUUGAUGUGGGUUCUUCGAGGCUUGGAUUUAGCUCUUCGCUUUUGUUGCGCGAUACAAGUUGUUCUAUGUUCGGAGCUUCUUAGGUUCAUGUUUAGAAGAGUUGUCAUGUUCAAAUCUAUGGUAUAUAAAUAAACCUGGAAAGUAUGUUAUAUAAUAAAGGGAGAUUGCAUGU
Molecule: messenger RNA, 2320 nt
Organism: Cuscuta campestris
Lineage: Eukaryota; Viridiplantae; Streptophyta; Magnoliopsida; Solanales; Convolvulaceae
Source: the annotation of a GenBank genome assembly